GGGAUCCGGGCGCUGGCGGGGCUCGGGCUGGUUGGUGGCGAUGGGGCUGCGGGCGGCUGCGCUGCGCGGGACCCUCCUGCUGCUGCUGCUGCUGCUGCUGCUGCCCGGACCCGGCCGGCUGCAGGGGGCCCGCGCCGGGCUCCUGCGGAGGCGGCGGGCGGCGGAGCCGGGCUGCGGGGAGCUCCGCGGGUUCGAGCCCGUCCUGGGCAACAACACCUACCAGUAUGUCUUUGAUGACUUCAGCGGCACUGUAUCGCUCUCCUGGGUUGGAGACAGCACUGGAGUUAUUCUUGUCCUGACCACAUUCAAGUUACCGCUGCUGUUCGUGAGUUUCAAGCAGUCCAAACUCUACAGGAGCGAGGACUAUGGAAAAACUUUCAUAGACAUCACGAAGCUCAUUAACCACACCUUCAUCCGGACGGAGCUUGGGAUGGCCAUCGGGCCAGAGAGCUCGGGGAAGGUGAUUCUGACAGGGGACAUGCCUGUGCCUGGAGGGAGCCGUGGAGGAAAGAUCUUCAGAUCGUCUGAUUAUGCUAAGAACUUUGCUCAGACAGAUCUCCCCUUUCAGCCCCAGAGUCAGGUCAUAUACCACCCGCAGAACUCCGACAACCUGCUGCUCCUCAGCACCGAAAACAGUCUUUGGGUGUCCAGGAACUUUGGGGAGAAGUGGGAAGAAAUCCACAAAGCUGUUUGUCUGGCAAAAUGGGGCCCGAACACCACCAUCUUCUUCACCACCUACCUGAAUGACUCCUGCAAAACUGAUCUUGGGUUUUUGGAGCUAAAGAAAACCAGUGACUUUGGCAAAAGCUUCAAGACCAUAGGAAACAAAAUCUACUCGUUUGGCCUGGGAGGUCGCUUCCUGUUCACUUCCGUGGUGACAGAGAAGGGCAAUACGAGGAGGAUCCAUGUCUCAACUGACCAAGGGGAGACCUGGAAUAUGGCCCAGCUUCCAUCUGUGGGUCAGGAGCAGUUCUUCUCCAUCCUGGCAGCUAACGAGGACAUGGUGUUCAUGCAUGUGGAUGACCCUGGAGAUACUGGGUGUGGCACAAUCUACACCUCAGACGAUCGAGGCCUCAUAUACUCCAAGUCCCUCGAACGGCAUCUCUACACUGGCAUUGGGAGUGAAACUGACUUCACCAAUGUGACCUCGCUGCGGGGCGUCUAUAUCACCAGCGUGCUCUCUGAAGACCGUUCCAUCCAGUCGGUGAUCACCUUCGACCAGGGCGGUGAGUGGCUGCCGCUGAGGACGCCUGUCAACGCUAAGUGUAACUCUGCAGCAAAGAACAAGGAGGAGUGUAGCCUUUACAUCUACGCAUUGUACGGCAUCUCCCUGAAUCACAACGUGCCCAUGCUGCCUCUGUCCGAGCCCAAUGUGGUUGGAACAGUCAUCGCUCACGGCAGUGUGGGGGAUGCCAUCUCCGUGGUGAGCCCAGACGUUUACGUAUCGGAUGAUGGGGGCUAUACCUGGGCACGGGUGCUGGAAGGACCACAUCACUACGCCAUCCUGGACUCCGGGGGCAUCAUCGUAGCCAUUGAGCACAGCCUUGAGCCGAUCAAUGUGAUUAAGUUCUCGACGGAUGAAGGCCAGUGCUGGCACAAGUACACUUUCUCCAAGGAGCCCAUUUACUUCACGGGUCUGGCGUCGGAGCCAGGAGCCAGAUCUAUGAACGUUAGCCUCUGGGGCUACAGAGACUCUGUCUUGCCCCGCAAGUGGGUCUCCUACACCAUUGACUUCAGUCGUCUCCUCAGCAGGAACUGUGAGGAGGAGGACUAUACUAUCUGGCUGGCUCACUCCAGCGAGCCCGGCAGCCGCACUGAUGGCUGCGUUCUGGGCUAUAAGGAGCAGUACCUGCGUCUCCGCAAGUCAUCUGUCUGUCAGAAUGGCCGGGAUUACGUGAUGAUCAAGCAGCCAUCUGUCUGCCCGUGCACGCUGGAGGACUACCUCUGCGAUUUUGGCUAUUUCCGCCCUGAAAACCAGUCUGUCUGUGUGGAGCAGCCGGAGCUGAAGGGCCACGACCUGGAGUUCUGUCUCUAUGGCAGGCAGGAGCUGCUGACGACGAGAGGGUACCGUAAGAUCCCGGGAGACAAAUGUAGCGGUGGGAAGAGUCCGAGCCGUGAAGUGACGGACCUGAAGAGGAAAUGCACAAGCAACUUGCUGACUCCCAGCCAGCUGUCUGCUACGUCCAGCUCCGCUCCCGUAAUCCUGGCUGCUGUGGGCGUGAUGCUCCUCACCAUCAUAGCUGGAGUCCUGAUCAUUAAGAAAUACGUCUGUGGGGGCAGGUUCCUGGUCCAUCGCUAUUCCGUCCUGCAGCAGCAUGCAGAGGCGAAUGGGGUGGAAGGGGUUGAUGCUCUGGAGGCAGCCAGCCCUGCAAAUAAAGGGGGCUACCACGACGAUUCUGAUGAGGACCUCCUGGAGUAGGGGCACGCCGCUGCUCGCUGGCACUGGGACAAGUGGGUUUGGACGCCACCAUGGAUCUGCAGAACAGCAACCGCCUCCUCCAGCCCACGCUUCUCCGCGCUGGCUGCCUGGGUCCCUUUCCGAGGAGCUCCGUGCUCCGGCCGCUUCCCUUGAGACUGUCCAGAGCCGGUGGGGGCAGGCGGGGUGGGCUUAAUUUGUCUUUAUUGUAAUGAGAUUUCUUUCCAGCUUUUUGGUUUUUAAGGAAGACUAAAUAGGAAGGUGAAACCAGCAUUUCCCUAAGCACUAACCAUUACAAAGGUGCAAUUCACCCUGCUGCAGAGAGAAGGCUCUUAACUCCAGCGUCACCCCUCGGGGCUCAUCUCUGCCUCGGCGUGGCCUGGGCAAAGCUGCUGCUGGCACUGGCCUACCACCACCACUUCACCUAGCGUGGGCAGGCCUCGGGAUUCCCGCCAGGACAGCAUGUCGCUGAGCCAGCACCCCGCAGGGCCACGUGCCAAAACGAGGGGGGCGGGUGCCUUGGAUUUCUUCAUCAGAGAAGUGAUUGGAUGAAACCAACGCAGCGCGUAAAGUUGAGUUCAUCUCCGCCCCAGGAGUAACUGCUGUGACUGGCCCUUGUGGAACCAAAGCACUGAACUGGGAAAGCACUGUGUCUGCAAACACUGGCGGUAGCAGCAGGGGAGGGAAAGGGGUUGUUUUCAGUUCUAGGAAUAAGUGCAGCAGAAAACUUGGUAGGAAUAAAUCUCCUGCUUGCUGGUGUAUUCUUCAGGGUGGUGGGAAGCGUGUUCCAGGUGGAUCUGUGCGCUGAAAUGUCAGUGCUUUGGCGAAGAGCCCCAGGGCUUCGUUUAAGGGGGGGCGGAAGAGAGAGGCUCCUAUUUUUUGAACAUCUACCUGUCCCGUCCCCCCGCAAAGCGAUAGGAGACCAGCUGUUUGGUAGCUCCUAGAGCUGCUGUUGAUGUGGCCAGGCCUGGCGGUGGCUCGCAGGCACUCUGGCAAUUACAAACAGGAUCUUCAGUGCCCUGCCCUUCCCAGCGGUACCGCGUUUGGGUGUGAUGUCACCUGACAAACUGUAAGCUGCUGCUCUAGGUGCGUUUCCACUUGGCCGAGUACACUGUGCAAUGUGUCCACGUCCCUUGUUAAACGUCCAGUUGUCCUCUGCAAUAGAUGCUGCCCCGCUGAUUGCGAAGGGGGUGUCUGGUUGGCCUUUGCACUUGGAGGGCUGGGUGAUAAAAAGUGAAUGUAUAGAACAGUCUGACAGAUAUGACUGGUGUUUGUUCUCCAGGGCUGGGUCCCAGUGGGCUGCCAUUCAUCCGGUGCAUUGUUAGGCACCAGCAUAGGCCAAGACGCAAGGAGCACCGUUCGACCCCAGGCCCGCAGGAGACAGGAGUCUCAAGGACUGGUAUUUUUCAAACUUCGCUUAUUGCUCUGCUCAGCAUUGCAGCACCAGCUGACUUAGGAGCAGAGUGUUUUCAAGGGAGCUUGGGCUGGAGUGUGUGCGCUCAUUUGUAACCCAGGUUCAGAAGUCUUGAACCCUGGGUCCCAGCCUGAGCUCCAGCACCUACUGCAGUGUGCAGGCCUGAGUCCAGCCACCCUCAUCCCAGGCUUCCUAGUUCCUUCCUUAACCUGUGGCCACUGGAGCUCUGUGUUCGUGGUGCAGCGUGGGAAAACAGGACUGUCCAGGGGACAAAAGAAAUUUGGCCCGCAGGAUAGUGGGUGCUUUUGCAGACUCCCGGAGCGUGAGCCCAGGGGGGCUGUGUCUAUACUGCAAAGCAAUUGGGUUUGAACCCUGGGUCCCAGCUUGACUCGGGCUCAAAUCCUCCACCCCUGUGGGAUCCUGGGUCCAAACCCUGGGUUAGCAUGAUUUGUGUGUAGACGAAAGGGGGGUUAAGCUUGAGCCUGAAUUCGAACCCUGGGCUUACACUGCAGUGUAGAUGUACUCUUAGGCUCCUGAGUUUCACUGAAAGACAAUAGGACUUAGGCUCCUAAGUCAGUUAGGCGUUGCAACAAGGAGUGGAGCAGCCCUUAAAUACCUUCACAGAAAUCUGGCUCUAAGCUACCGAACUCUUGUUACCCUGGGGCUUUCCUUUAAAAACUUACAGGCAGAGCCAUGCCAUUCCUGUGGCCACUAGAAAGCGCUGUUUCCCUGGGUACAGCUGGAAGGCUGCUCUCCGAAGCUGUGCUAUGUUUUGGAGUAGCCUGUUGUAAGGGAGCGGAUGCUCUCUGGCUAAGAGAGAGGCUGCUCGGUGGUGAAGGCAGAUCUGGGUGCAUUUUCCUAGGCAACACAUUGCCCAACUCUAGCCUCGUCCCCCCGUAUCCGUCCGGUCGUGUAGAAUAGGAAAGAAGUAGCUUAGCCUGUUUGCCUGGAGAGUUUCUGGCUCCCAGACUUGGUUUAGCAAAAUUUCUUUUUAAAGAAUGAGUUUUUGGGGAGCUUUUUCCUUUAGAAUUUGACUAGCAGCCAAAUAGCCGCAGCUGGCCAAAGCUCCAGGAGAAGCUCCGGGUCCACGUUCCUCGCCAGUUGGGAACAAAGGCUGAAGAAUAAAUGAGAGGUGGCUGCUGUGUCUCUAGGAGUCUCCAGCAGACUGUCUCAGCUCAGACAUCUGGGGCAGAAUCAGAUGGCCACGGCUCUUAGCGCUCCAGGUGCCAGCCUUCGAGGGGAAACGGAAGCAGAGCAUUUGGGGGAUGAGCUGGUCGGCUGCAUGAAUGUAAAAUUCUGGCUACGAAUUCUCAUGCUCUUGAGACCAGCCUGUUCUGAAGGAGCAUUCUCAUCUACAGGCUGUCAAGGAAGCUGGUAAACACUGUGGUUCUCUUUUGCACACCCCCUGCCCUAUUUCCUGCCCCCAAACCCAUCAGCCUUGAUGUUCAUUACGCACGUGGUACAUUGGCGUGGAGAGCACCUGCCCCCCAGGAAGCUCGUGCUCCAACGGGGUGAAGGCAGCCCUGGGGAGAGACAAAUUACAUUUUUCUGGUGGGCGAUGGUGCAUUUCCCACGUGCCAGUGGCCUCGCUGUGUCAUGCAACAGCAGCCUUCCUCUCCCUGAGCAAAGCGCACUGAUAAUGCUGCAGCUCUGUCCCUGCUGAAUGGUUGCUGCCAGAGCACUUCCCUGGGGAUGCUGCUGUCGUGUGGCAUUAAGCCCAAUGCUGCCCCAGUACCCUUGGUUACCAGCGUGGCUGUAGGGCAGAUCAACACAGGGAUGCUGUGCCAGGUAGCCAGCCCGUGCUAUGUCCCCAUGUAACUGAAGCCAGAGCCCCUGCCCUCCCAUGGAGAGUAUCUCGGGGUCCAGGUCCAGGGAAGGCACACGGGACGGGAUGAAGGUGUGUGGAGUGUUCUGUAAACAAACCUGGCUGGGGUAUAACUUUAUACUAGAGAGACACGGUGGGGAGAGGGUCUUUUAUCGGCCCAACAUCUGUUGGUGAGAGAGAAGUCAGGGCCGGGGAAUGACUUUGUACUGGGAUUUUUCUGUAUAUUUGCAAUAUUUGGGUUAGAAAUAAAAACCAAAUGGACUUUA
Messenger RNA from Chelonia mydas (Green sea turtle), 5921 nucleotides. RefSeq names its product sortilin 1 (gene SORT1). NCBI's taxonomy places the organism in Eukaryota, Metazoa, Chordata, Testudines, Cheloniidae. The coding region runs from base 41 to 2419 and encodes 792 amino acids. Gene Ontology annotation, biological process: endocytosis; Golgi to endosome transport; vesicle organization. Gene Ontology annotation, molecular function: protein binding. Gene Ontology annotation, cellular component: Golgi apparatus; membrane. The transcript has 20 exons. The record is from RefSeq and is a predicted model, not a curated record.